CUCCAAAGGUCUGAUAAGAUAGCUACCUGCGUAGAACUAAGACACUUCUGUUUACAGUACAGUAGUACACAUUGCAUACAGAAGUGAGAGGAGACGCCUUCUGAUUCGAUACGGGUACCGUCGGCUUGUUGACUACAUAGUGAUAUGGACAUGGUUGGGACAAGCUGAGCCACUUACUCGUUGUUUCACAUGCAAAUCGGGCUACAGUGUCUACCUGAGCAAUCUCAAAUGCAGACGGGGCGCUCCGAAGCGUUGGUGGAUCAGGUCAGCUUUUCUUGACAACACGUGAAUAUGAUAACAUCUUCUUUUUUUUAAAACCAUAGAUGCGAAGGAAGAAAUUCAGACGACUGGACAUGGGCUUACCAGAGGAGGACAAGAAAGAGGGAGAGGGAGAGGGAGAGGCUGUGGAAGAAAGACAGGGAGUGGCAGAGGCAGAGGCUCUACACUGACACCUGCCAUGGCGACUGAUAUGUCAGAGUCUGAGAUUGAAGACCUCAGUGUCAGCAGUAAGACCAGUGGCCCCUCUCUGAAGGAGACACUUUCAGGUUUCAUCACCACCCCAUUUUCCUCUGUUCUAGUUUUACAAGUCAAGGACCACCAUUAUUUAACAUACACAAUUUGUAGAGCCAGAGGUGACCUCCAAUGCUACAGUAAAAGAGGAAGAGGGAGAGCCAAGCCAAGAUCAGUCUCGCGAGCUAGGGCUACUUCUGGUGGAUCAGAUGCGAAGGAAGAAAUUCAGACGACUGGACAUGGGCUUACCAGAGGAGGACAAGAAAGAGGGAGAGGGAGAGGCUGUGGAACAAAGACAGGGAGUGGCAGAGGCAGAGGCAGAGGCUCUACACUGACACCUGCCAUGGCGACUGAUAAGUCAGAGUCUGAGAUUGAAGACGUCAGUGUCAGCAGCAAAACCAGUGGCCCCUCUCUGAAGGAGACACUUUCAGAGCCAGAGGUGACCUCCAAUACUACUGUAAAAAGAGGAAGAGGGAGAGCCAAGCCAAGAUCAGUCUCGCGAUCUAGGGGUACUUCUGGUGGAUCAGUUCCCAAGGUCAGCAACAGGAAAACUUACCCUUUACGCUUCGCCUCACGGAAGGCAUCACAAGGACUGUAAAUUUUGUAAACAUUUUUUGGUGUGACUCUUCAGUGA
This is a messenger RNA of Geodia barretti, 1144 nucleotides long. The record is from the annotation of a GenBank genome assembly. NCBI's taxonomy places the organism in Eukaryota, Metazoa, Porifera, Demospongiae, Tetractinellida, Geodiidae.